Messenger RNA from Meira miltonrushii, 2464 nucleotides. RefSeq lists its product as uncharacterized. The transcript has 3 exons. The record is from RefSeq and is a predicted model, not a curated record. Bases 110 to 2464 code for a protein of 784 amino acids. Lineage: Eukaryota; Fungi; Basidiomycota; Exobasidiomycetes; Exobasidiales; Brachybasidiaceae.
GAGGAGGCAGAAACGGCACAUAAGGACGGAGGGGAGACAAAAUGACGAAUCAUUUUGCUGGCAAUUAUUGUCCGAAUAAUCUUUUCUCCUUUCACCGCGAACGUCAAAGAUGAAUCAACAAGAUACCUUUGCUACUGAAAGUAGCAUGGCAGCAACAAAUUCUCACAUAACAAGCGAUGACGACAAAAUUUGCAAAGAUCCUACUGUGCUAAAUAUUGGACACCGAAAAUUUGAUCCGCUUGUCUCUUUAUCUGAGAUAGGAGCACAUUUGAGCCUUUUGAUGGCAUUUCGAGAUAUUCGCAAAACAUGUCACUCGUUCGCAUCAGACAAAGAGGCCCAAGACAAAAUCUGGUCAAUCUAUCUCCGUAGAGCAAAUUACCGUUUCUCGCUUUACGUCGAACAAGUUUUAUCUUCUGCGAUUUUACUUUCUGAUCGACUUUCAGAGCGAAAACCACAGGACUUAUUGCAUAUCAAUCCCGUUAAAGUGCAAGGUCAUACUCACCGGACCUUAUUUGACAUUCCCGAGGAUGCUAUACCGCCAUUGGAUGUCUUGAUGAUUUGGCACGCAUAUAUGCUCAAUCCAGGUAGAUAUGCUGAAGAUACCGCACGAGUGGAUUCUAGACGUAUUCUUCAUCACGUUCGCUUUCCUUUGCUAUCUAUUGGCACACGUCUCAAAGGGGAUCCAACGAAUGGACCAUUAAUUGAUGAUGCUGCUUCAAGCGAAACACGUUGGACUUAUAUGACGGGACAAGAUUUUCAUCUAGCAUACCUUACACCACCAUUGACAACCAACGCCGCGAUCAAUUUCAAACCGCCAUUUGAAGAAGGGUUAUUUAUCGAAUGUCUUCUUUGUGCUCGAAAUGCCGAAAUGAAUCCAGAAGCUCGCUCUAAUUUCGAAUCAGCUGGCGCGAUUCUCUCAUGGACAGAGCUUGCAGAUCACGAUUGGGAACGCAAGUGUGAUUGUUGUGAUGCCACGAUAAAUGCAGACGUUCUUCGUGGAGGUAUCUUUCUCAAAGAUAUAGAAGAAUGGUUGAAAACCAGCCCUCAACAGAUGAUCAAACCGUUUUACAUGCGUGGUGGCCUGCUUUCUGCGCGAAAUGGCCGUCCAUUUGUUAAGGAUCCGCAUGCUCCUGUCCUUUGCCGCCUAUAUCCUUUUGACCGAAAAGUGAAUAUUGAAGACGUUAGAAUGAAAGCAUUGUUAGCACACGUCAAAAGGGAUGGAUACGAAGAUCCUAACUUGAUCGCAAGACUCAACAGCCAUGUUCCAAAGAAUGAUCAAAGUCCGUUCUCGCACUACAAAGAAGCAAAGGGCAGUAUAAAAGCAUGGUCAAUAAUAAUCAAUGCCAGCUGUAAAAGUCGCAUUGUGUUGGAAGAUGAAGAGAAAGUUGUUGAUCUAGAUCGUAGAAUCAGCAAUCUGCUUAAGUUCUACCUGGAAGGUGAUCCAUUAGUCCCUAAUUCAAGUAUUGACGUAGUGGAUGCAGUCAAACGUCAAUUUAAUUUCAUCAAUGAAUUGGACAUAAUUGGAUGGCUUGACUUAAACCAAUACGAUGAAAUGGACAAGCUCAAAUCAAGAUUAGCACUCUCUAUUGUUCGAUACCAUCGUUGGCUGAAUCUUCUCGAACGGUGCAAAGAUCUUUUGUGUCCGACCCUUGACAUCGAUCUGGCAUGGCAUACACAUCAACUAUCGUCAACUUACUAUGUGGACUGCUUUCGCACGGUUGGCAUGUUUGUUGAUCAUGAUGACAAAUUGCCUGCUACCACACUUGCUACUGCAUUUGAUCAUACCCAAAAGACUUGGUAUGACUAUUAUGGGCAGCCUUACAGUACAUGUGGCUGUCCUGUACGAAAACCUUCCGGGCUCACCAAAUUCUUAAUGAAAUUGACGAAGGACAAAUCAUCUUCCGGCAUGGAAGAAGUACAGAGCUCUUCUCAUCCAUCUGCCCAUAAUGCGGUGGUACCGAAAGAUACUAAAAGCGCAAUCUCAAAGUCAAUUUUUAGAACGAUGAAAUGGCGAAAGACAAUGGAACAACAACGUAAAACACAACACAAAGAUGCUUUCAUCCUUGGCUAUGGUUUUACCCCGCUUGAGCCGUUUCAAGCCGUUCCAACAACUGAGUCACGAAUUCCUGGAAAUUGUAUGAUUGGGCUUCCGGAAACUUAUAGGGUUGGUCCAGGCCAAUGUGUAGGUGUGAUUACAACACAGAGCAUAGCACCUUCAGGGUAUUACGUCGGAGGAGAACAAAAGAACACACGUUACUAUGGAGCAGGAGGUACUACAAAUGUACCCAGGAUGUCCACGCCAACUGUUCAGACAUCGUCUACAAGUGGCAAUCGAAGACGGCACGGUCACGGGGGUGGGGUCUCUUUCACAGGUGGCGGAAUUGGUGCUAGUUGUGGAGGAGGAGGUGGUGGUGGUAGUGGCUGUGGUGGAGGAGGAGGAGGUGGCGGUGGGGGCGGAUGCUGA